GGGGCGGCGCGGGGGCCGGGCCGGGCGGGGCGGGAUCUGGGCCCUGCGCGCCGCGGUCCGGCCGCGGUGGGCGCGGAGCGGCGGCGGCGGGAGCCCGAGCCCUGCCGUGAGCCCCGGGCCUGCCCGGCGUCCGCUGCGCUCCCCGCCCCGCGCCGCUCCGCCCGGGCCCGCAGGCCGCUCCCCCGCCGCCGCUCCUCCCGCCGGGCCGCGCCGCGCCGGCUCCGCCGGGCGAUGAGGAGCUGCUUCUGCCUGCGCCGGGGGAGCCGCGACCCGCCGCCCGCCGCACGGGCAACAGGCCCAGACUUGCUCUUUCUUAUUGCCUGCAGCACGAUGUUUGUUCUGACUGGGCAUUGUGAAGUGUAAACCCAGGUCCCACUGGCACCAGUACUCACCUCUGCCUUUCUAGAAGCAGAUCAGUCCACGAUGCCUGAGGUGCGAGACCUCACGGAUGCCUUGCCCGACCUGCCGAUGGAUCCCAUCACAGGCGUUGGUGUGGUCGCGUCCCGGAGCCGCGCACCGACUGGAUAUGAUGUCGUUGCACAAACAGCAGAUGGUUUGGAUGCUGACCUGUGGAAAGAUGGCUUAUUUAAAUCCAAGGUCACACGGUACCUGUGCUUCACCAGAUCAUUUUCGAAAGAAAAUAGUCAUUUAGGCAAUGUCUUGGUUGAUAUGAAGCUCAUUGAUAUCAAGGACACUUUACCUGUAGGCUUCAUGCCCAUCCAGGAGACCAUUGAUACACAAGAAGUAGCUUUCAGAAAGAAGAGGCUAUGCAUUAAAUUCAUCCCUCGAGAUUCUACAGAGGCAGCGAUCUGCGAUAUCCGAAUCCUGGGGAGAUCUAAGCAAGCCCCUCCUCAGUACACGUUCAUAGGGGAGCUGAACAGCAUGGGCAUCUGGUACCGCAUGGGCAGAGUGCCGCGCAACCACGACUCCGCGCAGCCUGCGGCUCCUCCCGCCCCUGCGCCAGCUGCAGCGCCCGCUCCCAACCUGCCAAGGCACAUCUCGCUGACGCUGCCAGCCAGCUUUCGGGGGAAGAGCCACAGCACCCGCCUGGACUUGGAGCACCAGCACUCCAACCUGUACGCCAUCUCAGCAAUGGAUGGAGUGCCUUUUAUGAUUUCGGAGAAGUUUGCCUGUGCUCCUGAAGGGAUGCAGCCAGUUGAUCUCUUGGGUAUCACAAUCAAAACCCUUGCAGAAAUUGAAAAGGAGUACGACUACAGCUUCCGGACGGAGCAGAGUGCGGCGGCGCGCCUGCCGCCCAGCCCCACGCGCUGCCCGCCGCUGCCGCCGUCCUGAGCGGCGCGGCGCCGGAGCGUGUGUGCGUGCGUACUACUGAGCGGACACGGACACGGACACGGACACGGACACGGACACGGACACAGCGACGGAGCCACCCCGCAGCCUCCCCGUGUCCGCCCACCGCCACCGCCCCGCGCUGCACCGCCCCCUGCACACACCGCUCCUUGUCGGACCGCCACCCUUCGGCAGCUGCCCCCUACCCCCGCCCCUGCUGCUGCAGGCCCCUCUCCGUGAGUACAGGACUGGGAGCCUGACGCAGCCCCUUCCUCACCCCACUUUGUAACCCUGCUGCAGGACAGUCACAGAAUCCAGGGCUGCGGCAAACCUCUGUGAACACGGCUGGGAGUUUGCGGAGCAUCGACAAAUCUUAGCCCUAAAAGGAGUGAUAAAAGGCACAGCUGGGUGUUGCCACACUUGGCUCUCUGUGGGGCUCUCAACACCUUGCAGCAGGAGGCUCCUGCGGCUCUCAGUCCAGCGCAGAACUCAGCUGCAGUGAAUGCCAGUCGCUCUGCCAAGGGCUGGGCACAGAAGUUCCGCUGUGACUGGGAUCAGUCUCAGAUCCACUGUGGUCACUGGAUUUGCUGUAGGCGGGAGGAGCCAGGGCCCCUGGCUCUCCCUGGGCACUGGCAGGGCAGGCAGGGUGCCUGACGUGCACUGCAGGUCCUGAGAUGAAGCACCUUCGCUUUGCACAGGGUGUCCAUGUGGAUCUAGAGCAACAAGCAUCCUGUGUUUCUUUCUGGAUGGAUGCUGGCAGCGACACCCUGGCAGACCCUGGCAGUGCCUGACUGACCCUGGCCAAGCUGCUUCUGGACCUGCUGACGACUGGGAUGUCAUCACCUGCCUGUCAUCGAGACAGUUCUCUAACAUGUUCCCCGCUAGCUGCUAAAACAAAAGAGAUGUGCCUGUUUCCUGGGCGUUCAUGGGGAAGCACUGAACACUGACAUGGCACAGGAUGAGUGGGAUGCAUUAAACCCUGACCUCUGCCUCCCUGUGAUCGCUGACUGGGCUUGCUCCCAAGCCAAACGCAUGUCUUGAAGAAGUCUGUUGCUGUAAUAAGUUAUUUACAAGUGCCCAUCUGACUCUGCGCUGCUCUUUCAAGUCUCUGCUGUAAAACAAAGAUACAUCAUGGCAGCAAAAUAGCAAUUUUGGAGUAAGAGCUAAAACAUAUCAUUUUUUGUAUUGUAAAAUACUAAUUCCCUGACCCUACUGAAAUGCAAUUUCCAUGGUAACAGUAAGUGUUGUCUCUCAGCUUGGGUCCUACAUGUGCCCCGACCCACUUUGCCCUCCCUUGGAUUGAUCUGGCAUUUGCUAGUUGCACAGAGUGGUAGCUAACAGCAGUUUUUGUACUGUUGGGUAAUAUUUUUUAUUUGUACAUAAGUAAAAUAAUUCUUGUCCAAAGAUUCAUUUCUGGUUUUAAGGCACCACGCUGUACUGCUGGGAUAAAGAGCACAAAAUACCAUCACAUUCGGGACAAACUGAGUCCAGAUCUUUGCUUCAGCUUCUUCCAAUCAGGUAAAUAAUUUUCUGGAGCUGCCUUUGUAGAGUGGCCAUGUGGUUGGAGAGCAGAGGCCAAUUUGGUUGCAUGUAUGUUGGUUUUGGGCAAAAGAGUUAAAGCUGUGCACCAGCUCUGGAGCCCUUAGUUGACCCCCUGGAAGUGCUCAUUUACUUGGAGCUUGCACCACCAUUUUCAGUUGUUAUUUAUCCUGCAGUAAAGAAAAGCCAGACCUCACUGCCAGGCUUCACAAAGGCCAGAUUGAUGAUGCCGACAUCGACAAAUGAACAUACCAUGGCAGCUUGGUCAUUCGGCUCAGGUUCACUUCAAGUUCAAAUCCACUCUGUGCUGUAGUGCUGUGCCCAUCUCAUCCAUCUUUUGUCUUUCUAUUUUUCUGCUUGUAAUUUGUUCUGUAGUUUUCUGUGACAUCCAUUUAUAGCUUCUCCUGUGGCUCAGUGGUCAUGACAGGUAGGCAGGAGCCAUCUGCAGCAGUGCGUUCCUCAGAGCUUUGGGAUGAGAACUGACCUUCCCUGUUCACGGUGGAGGAACGAGGGCUGCGGGCUAGCACAGGGCACAGCACAGCCAGCACGAUGUGCAGAACUCCAGAGGCAGUGCCUGCCCCUGGGAGAUGGAGAGACAGGGGAGAUGGAGCUGCCAGGGGCCCCUCCUGGAGCCACCUCUUCCCGUGAGGGCAGGGCUGCCUGCGCAGCGGACGGGGGCUCAGCAAGGAGCAGGUUCUGAGAGCUGCUGAGCCCCACGCUCAGUGCCACACUCCCUGGGUAUGUCUGGGAAAAUGGAUGCAGAGCUUUGAGUCCCUGAUGUAAGAGAAAAUCAGUGCUUUAAUAUUUAUACCAACUGCUAGGUUUGCUCAGCCUUCUUGGAGAUAGAAAGCUCAGCUUGCUCUGCAAUGACCUACAGGAAACACUGGAUACUUGAAACACUGGCAGGAUAUGUGGCUGGGACAGGCAUCUACAUCUUCAGGAUAUAUUUGUAUACUUACUUCUCCCUCUCUAACACUGGGCCAGCUAAGCUGCUUCAGGACUCACCUGCAAAGCACCUUGAGAGAGGAGUUUUCUCUCCAUGGUGUGGUCCUGCACCACAGCACUGCGAGGACAGCCUGUUCCAAAUGCAGACAGGAGAGAUGCAAUUCCUGUGGGACAAGCACAAUGAAGGUGUUUCAAACAAAAAACUACACCUUCUGAGAGCCAGCUGAGCUCUCAGCCCUGCUAACCACAGGCUGGAAAACUAGGUGAUUCCAAAAGGGAGAGGGCUUGGAGCCAGUGCUUGGAAGCACAGCGAGACAGUGCAGGGUGGUUGACUGUGUCAACUUCUCAGUCCACUGAUCAGAGGAAGCUUUUUUUAUUGCACUGCUGAAUUCCCGAGACCAGGGGUGUCAGGUCAGCAUUUCCACGGGAAGGCUUUAUUGGCUGCUCCAUAACUUUUGUACUCACGGCAGCUCAUUGCAAGGCUGGUCCUUGCAUCCUUACAGUGAGUCCUCCAUGCUGGCAUGUGCCACGGCCAGUACCAGCGUCUCUCUGCAUCUUCCUCCCUGUCCAAGGGGUGACUCUGGAAGAAUUUGCCCAGGCAAUAAAUGUUCAGGAAGUCUGAUGUGGAUGUUGUCUGGCUGUGGAAAAGCCUUCUGAAGCAUAAAGGGAGGGGAGGAGUCAGUGGAAAGCAACAGAAGUGAAUUUGCAGAGCUUUACCAGAUGUUCUUGGCUACCUUGCCUGAAUCUGUGGAACAAAACUGGUCUCUAGGUAGUUUAAUCUUGUGGCUGAUGGAGAAGUUAGUUUGCCAAAUUAUUAUACAUCUGCAACAGAGACAGAAAAGCAGCAGUGAGGGGUUUGCUUACUGUAAAAUACGCCUUCUGAUGUGAAUUCAUAGUGACACGCUGCCUCCUGGAUUCCUCACGGCGAGAAGCUGGUCGUGUGCCGAGGUGACUCGUGGCCACCCAGGCCAGGCUGUGCUGUCUGCUGUGUUGAUCAUGGAAAGGCAAGAAGUUAGUCCAGAAAGUGAUGUAGAGUGUGAACUUUGUGAUAAAAUUCAAGUGUGAGUAGUUGUAGCAGGUGUCUUCCCGUACGGGAGCACCUCGUAUCUGUAGUUCCAUAGGAGUAAACUGUGUCAGACUUUUCCUGUGACUGUCCCUGCGUGUCCCCACGGUGUUUGUUGGAGGUUUCCUGGGAACCUCCUGUGCAGUGGGAGGUUGUUGGUAGUCUGUAGCAUUGGGCUUGUUUGGUUUCACACCCACCACUGCCCCCUCAGUGUCCUGAGCUCUCCAGACUGAACCCACAUGCUGCUGAGCCUGGAGAAUUCCUGUCCUGGGCACUGCACAUGCCAGUAGGUGCUAGUGGCAAGGGCAUGCCUUCACGGGCCUUGGCACCUCCUCUUCUGUGGGGCCCUGAAAUCUCCUGGGAGGAGGGGGAACGGGAUAGAGCUGGCUGGUCCCAUGCUGGCCUUCACCUCCCCGCCACUCCCCAGCUGACGCUGGUUCUGUGUCCCCAGAUGUGCCCCUGGCCGCUCUCCCGUGGCAGCCCCAGGGGCCUGGAGAGCUGUUCCUGCUCCUCCCAAAGGGCAGGCACACCUCACUACAUCCAGAUAAUUACCUCAGCCUUGGAGCCUUGCCGAGCAGCCAGGAAUCCCUCCCAGCAGCAGAAAUCCCCCCAGCAGCGGGGCAGCCGAGCGUGCUGGUGUCAUCACCCCAGCCUGAUGGCCCGGGCUGUGCUACAGGAGGGGGAGAGGCUGCUCCUCUGCUCACAAACAAGCUCAGUGAGGUGCUGCUCGGUUCAUUCACCACAGGGAAACCAAACACUUUGGAUAUUCUGGUAGUUUGUUGUGAAAUUGUUUCCUAACAGCAACAGAUUUAAAUGUUAUCAUACAAAUGGCAGAGAGAAACCUUUUAUGCAGUUGCAAAGUGGUUUUCUAAGAUGGUUGGGUUACUGAAAGUGAUUUUACUGUGCAUUAAUCUUAUGAAUGUUACUAUGUUUUAUAUUUAUUUUAGAUGACCCUCAUGUAUUUUACAAAGGGAAGUUUCAUUGUGUGAUAACUCAGUCUGUAUUCUUAAUAUAAUUUGUUAAAUGAAACUUGUUUUAAUCAGAUAA
Messenger RNA from Prinia subflava (tawny-flanked prinia), 5884 nucleotides. It is a transcript of the gene MVB12B, whose product is annotated as multivesicular body subunit 12B. Gene Ontology annotation, cellular component: late endosome; ESCRT I complex. The record is from RefSeq and is a predicted model, not a curated record. Gene Ontology annotation, biological process: virus maturation; viral budding; regulation of epidermal growth factor receptor signaling pathway. The coding region runs from base 424 to 1293 and encodes 289 amino acids. NCBI's taxonomy places the organism in Eukaryota, Metazoa, Chordata, Aves, Passeriformes, Cisticolidae. The transcript has 11 exons.